AUUAUUUAAUAUAUUAUUAUAAAAUAAUAAUAAAAUGGGAAAAACUCCUCUAAGUACCCUAGAGAAGAACCGUGCCCCAGCCUUCGCUCCCAAGAUCUUGCGAGCCUCCGUCGCCUGACGUCGCGUCGUUGAAGGCGAAUCUCCGAACGGCAAAUCUGAGAGAGGCAGGCGAAGAAAGUUCACUGCUCUGGCGAAGAAAACACAACCUCCGUCGCCGGCCGUUUUUGUGGAGAUCUUCCCAGUCGCGAUAGUUUGGCAGUAGCUGGGAGCCUUUGCUUUCCCUCGCGAUCGCUCGCAGCCUCCUUCGCCGGACGUCGCCUCCUCGUAGGCAAAUCUCCGAACGGCUUGUCGUCUCCUGGUUUCCUCCGACCCCCUGCCCAACGAGGAAAGAACCACCGUAUUGCUUUGUUGAUAUUGUGUUGUAUCUGUGUCCCGUGUUGGCAUUGGUGCUUUCUAGGUUGAAGAGAUGCAGCAUGAUGAGGUCAUUUGGCAGGUCAUCAGGCACAACCAUUGUAGUUUCAUGGCUAAAAUCACAACUGGGAAUUUUUGUCGAAACCCGUACAAUGUGACCGGUGUUUGCAAUCGUAGCUCAUGCCCCCUUGCCAAUAGUCGCUAUGCCACCAUUCGGGACCACGAUGGAAUAUUCUAUUUAUACAUGAAAACUAUAGAAAGAGCUCAUAAGCCAAAUGAUUUAUGGGAGAGAGUUAAAUUGCCAAGAAACUACGAGAAGGCGCUUGAAAUAAUUGACAAGCAUCUGAUGUAUUGGCCAAAGUUUCUGGUACAUAAAACAAAACAACGUCUCACCAAAAUGACUCAAAUGCGGAUUCGCAUGAGAAAGCUUGCUUUAAAAACAAGGGAGAAGAUAAUGACCGUACCUAGAAAGGAGAAAAAGAGAGAGUCUAGAAGAGAGGAAAAAGCUGAAAAGGCUGCUGUUCUUGAAAAAAGUAUCGAGAAUGAGUUGCUUGAACGCCUUAAGAGAGGAACUUAUGGUGACAUAUACAACUAUCCUGUUGAGGAAUAUAAUAAAGUUCUUGAUAUAGAAGGACAACAUGCUACCAAUGAAGACGAGGAGGAACCAGAAAUAGAGUAUGUUGAAGGUUAUGAUGAACUUGAAGAAGAAGAAGACAUAGAAGAUUUUGGUGGUUUUGCGAUGGAUGAGUCUCUCAUGGAUAAUGAUUAUGAUGACUUGAAGGAAGAUGAUGAGGUGGAUGCAGUUGAUCAGAAGAAAGUAAGAAAAGGAUCUGGGUCAGAUUUUGGAAAACUUGAGCAAGGUUUAGCCUCCACAAAGUUGAAAAAGAAACCACGAGUACUUGUUGAGGUUGAACAAGACGACGAAGCUGAAAGACAGCAGGCUAUCCUAUGAGAGACCUUGUGACACCUUUUCUCAGUGCAGUUACAGCAUCAUGAUGGUUGCCAUGGAGAUGAUGCUGAAAGAAAUAACAGUACUUGUGGUCUACAUCUUCAAUCCAGAUACACCAUGGCUAUCUCUAAAGUAGUUAGCAUUUAUGGAAGUCCUCAUCAUUUAACAAAAUUUUGUUCCCCAAAAGAAAUCACCCAAAAGCCAUGAGGGGAUACAGGAAGAGAAGGCAGGGGAUUGAAGCCUGUCAAGAGUUGUUAAUUACUACAGUUUAUUAUUGUUGUGUGCGGCAGUGAAUUGGAAAUGUACUCCUUUGGUAGGCAAUUUUGAAUCAGAAAAUGAGAAUGUGAUUUUGACA
This is a messenger RNA of Malania oleifera, 1715 nucleotides long. RefSeq lists its product as uncharacterized. The record is from RefSeq and is a predicted model, not a curated record. Gene Ontology annotation, cellular component: nucleolus; preribosome, large subunit precursor. The transcript has 11 exons. Lineage: Eukaryota; Viridiplantae; Streptophyta; Magnoliopsida; Santalales; Ximeniaceae. The coding region runs from base 467 to 1363 and encodes 298 amino acids. Gene Ontology annotation, biological process: maturation of LSU-rRNA; maturation of 5.8S rRNA.